Baudoinia panamericana UAMH 10762 is the source of this 1179-nucleotide messenger RNA. RefSeq lists its product as uncharacterized. Lineage: Eukaryota; Fungi; Ascomycota; Dothideomycetes; Mycosphaerellales; Teratosphaeriaceae. The transcript has 2 exons. Bases 138 to 893 code for a protein of 251 amino acids. The record is from RefSeq and is a predicted model, not a curated record.
AUAGCUCUAACUGUGUUAGACGAAGAUGUGUAGGCCAAGUGCACUACUCUAUUCAUAUCAACUUCCUCGUCAACUUCCACUAUUGUACUCGCGUUUCCUUUCGUACCCGUGUACGACCCUCUACUUAAGAAACAGAUAUGGAACCUGACAAAGUCAUCGUGCUCAUCACUGGCGCGAAUACCGGCAUAGGUUUCGAACUCGCCGCGCAACUUGCAGCCAAGGGAACGUACUUCGUCUACCUGACCGCCCGCUCCGUAGAGGAAGGCCAAGCAGCGUGGGAGAGGCUCAGAUCUUGGAACUACCCCGGCGGAUCUGCCUUCAUCCAGCUGGACGUAACAAGCGAUGACUCCAUCCACGCCGCCGCAGCCGCAGUCGAACAGCAAACCGGCCGCCUCGACAUCCUAGUCAACAAUGCCGCCAUCGGUCGUAAAUCCCCAGAGAACCUGCGCGAGCAAAUGCAAGCUUGCUUCGACGCCAACGCCACCGGCCCGCUGAUCCUGGGCGAUGCCUUUGCGGACUUGCUCAAGAAGAGCACACAUCCGCUGAGACGCAUCGUCAACGUUUCCAGCGGCGCCGGCUCGAUCGGACGGAUGAUUGAUACGACCCGUCAGCGGCCGACGCACUAUGGUAGAACGGUGGCGUAUAGCGCCAGUAAAGCCGCUUUUAAUAUGGUUGCUGCUGUGCACAAGAACGAGUUCGCUUCGUCAGGUGUUAAGGUGUUGGUUUACAAUCCCGGAUUUACUGUUUCGGAGUUGGGCGAGUUCAACACGGUCGCAAAUGGCGCGAUGCCGGUUGAUGCGAGUGUCAAGUUGUUGGUAGAUGUGGUUGAGGGUGGCCGAGACAGCGAAGAGAAUUUAUUUCUGAGCGGUGCCACUGGCACGUACCCGUGGUAGAUAGCACAGGGAGAAAUCAGUCGGCAGACGAUAUCUCAUCACUUUCCAAGAAGGCGUGGCAAGCUAGGAUUAGGCAGGAAGACAGGAUGGCGCACUUGGCAGAGCCAGACUGUGCGAAGUGCAAAUGACGGUCCUUCAAAGAUCUGGUUCAGUGGUUCUCGCAAUCUACCAGCUCGUAUGGGCGCCUUUGCAACCUAAAUGCUACCCAUAAUUCGCCCAUACGGUGUCAAUCCAGCCGUGACUACUAUGCCGCAGCAUCCCGUCAACGCCUACGCCUUGCUAAAGC